GAGCAGGCUAGUGCACAGGAACAAGUUUAGAAAAACCUGGACCUAUUCAAAAAUAAAAGAAAAUGUCUAUAAAUGUGCGAGUUACUACAAUGGAUGCUGAGCUGGAGUUUGCAAUCCAGCCCAGCACAACUGGCAAACAGCUUUUUGACCAAAUAGUGAAGACGAUUGGACUGAGGGAGAUAUGGUUCUUUGGACUGCAGUACCAGGACAGCAAGGGCUUCUCCACAUGGCUGAAACUCAACAAGCGGGUGACUGCACAAGAUGUGAGGAAGGAGAACCCACUGCUGAUCAAAUUUCGAGCGAAGUUCUAUCCAGAAGAUGUGGUUGAGGAGCUGAUCCAGGAAGCCACCCAGAGACUCUUCUUCUUGCAGGUCAAGGAGGGAAUCCUGAAUGAUGACAUUUACUGCCCGCCAGAGACUGCUGUGCUGUUGGCCUCCUACGCUGUGCAGACCAAACAUGGGGACUACAACAGGGACUACCAUGUGCCUGGAUAUCUUUGCCAUGACAAACUGCUGCCCCAGAGAGUCUUGGAGCAGCAUAAGCUGACUAAAGAGCAAUGGGAGGAGAAGAUUCGGGUGUGGCAUGAAAAACACAAGGGACUUCCCAGAGAGGAAGCUAUGGUCGAAUAUCUGAAGAUUGCUCAGGAUCUGGAUAUGUAUGGCGUGAAUUAUUUCAGCAUCAAGAACAAAAAAGGAUCAGAGUUGUGGCUGGGAGUCGAUGCUUUGGGACUCAAUAUAUAUGAACGUUCAGAUAAGUUAACACCCAAGAUUGGAUUCCCAUGGAGUGAAAUUCGUAACAUUUCAUUCAAUGAUAAGAAAUUUGUCAUUAAACCAAUUGACAAAAAAUCACCAGACUUUGUCUUCUAUGCACCCCGUCUGCGCAUUAACAAGCGCAUCCUGGCUCUGUGCAUGGGAAACCAUGACCUGUACAUGCGCCGCCGUAAACCCGACACCAUUGAGGUGCAGCAGAUGAAAGCCCAAGCCAAAGAGGAGAAGACCAAGAGGCAACAAGAGAGAGCACUGCUGGAAAAUGAGAAAAAGAAGCGAGAAAAUGCUGAGAGGGAGACCGAAAAGAUUGCCAAGGAGACCAUGGAGCUCAUGGAGAGACUAAGACAAAUUGAGGAGCAGACCAAAAAGGCUCAAGAGGCAGAACUUGAAGAGCAGACCAAGCGGGCUUUGGAGCUGGAGAAGGAGAGGAAGUUUGCCCAAGAGGAGGCAGAGAGGCUGGAAAAGGACCGCAUGAUGGCAGAGGAGGCUAAGGCCACGCUGCUCCAACAGUCUGAGAGCCAAAUGAAAAACCAAGAGAAUCUGGCCACAGAGUUAGCUACGCUAACAUCCAAGAUCUCUCUGUUAGAAGAUGCCAAGAGAAAGAAGGAAGAGGAUGCUAGAAAGUGGCAGAAAAGGGCUGUCAUGGUCGAGGUGGAUCUGGAGAAGACAAAAGAAGUGUUGAAGAGCAAGAUAGUGGGGGUCCACAUCCAAGCAACAUCCCAUCCAGAGAAUGACCAUGAUGAGAAUGAUGAGAGCAGCGCUGAGGCCAGUGCCGAGCUCACAUCUGCUGGAACAUAUCAGGAUCGCAGUGAAGAGCAGCGUAUGACAGAGACAGAGAAGAAUGAACGGCUACAGAAACGUCUUCUGGCUCUAAGUUCAGAGUUGGCUGAUGCUCGUGAUGACAGCAAGAAGACAGAGAACGACUUGAUUCACGCAGAGAAUGUACGGUUAGGCAGGGACAAAUACAAGACCUUGCGUCAAAUCCGACAAGGAAACACAAAGCAACGCAUUGAUGAGUUUGAAUCCAUGUGAUUUUUUCCCUUGUGAUAAAAGUGUAGUCCAGUCAUUUAGUCAGUCUCUAUGUUUAGAUAAUCAUUAUAAAUGCUGGAGAGAUUAGAUUAAAAUGUUUCUCCAACUAUAUUACAGAGUGCUCUGAUUAUGUGACUCACUGCAAUGAGGUUAUGAUGUCAUAAUAUACAUAAAAUAUAAUAAUUAUGUAAAAAAUUAGAAGUAGGAGCGAUGGCUUCCUGACAUAGAAACCAUGAAACCUUUCUCUAAAUUACUAUUUUAUUAGUGUUGAAAAAAAUUGACACACUCCAAAUCCAGGAAAUCAAGGAAUGGUUCUGUGAAAAAUCUAAUUUAUAAGAUUUUUCUCUUACUCUUGAUGUAGUUGACCAGCUAAAACAUGUUUGGAGUCCAAAUUUUGCUUGUUCAGUAUAGAGCUGGAGCUGCAAAUUUAAUGUUGGUAACAUCAGAAGUCAAUAAUCACCCAAAUCCUCAAAUGCUCAAACCGUAUCUUCAUUAAAGUUUCAAAGUCUU
This is a messenger RNA of Pygocentrus nattereri (red-bellied piranha), 2306 nucleotides long. It is a transcript of the gene msnb, whose product is annotated as moesin b. The record is from RefSeq and is a predicted model, not a curated record. Gene Ontology annotation, molecular function: actin binding; cell adhesion molecule binding. The coding region runs from base 63 to 1799 and encodes 578 amino acids. NCBI's taxonomy places the organism in Eukaryota, Metazoa, Chordata, Actinopteri, Characiformes, Serrasalmidae. Gene Ontology annotation, cellular component: apical part of cell; cytoskeleton; microvillus. Gene Ontology annotation, biological process: regulation of organelle assembly; positive regulation of protein localization to early endosome; positive regulation of early endosome to late endosome transport. The transcript is spliced from 13 exons.